Plasmopara halstedii is the source of this 1153-nucleotide messenger RNA. Its product is annotated as Reverse transcriptase, RNA-dependent DNA polymerase. The record is from RefSeq and is a predicted model, not a curated record. The transcript has a single exon. The coding region runs from base 477 to 728 and encodes 83 amino acids. NCBI's taxonomy places the organism in Eukaryota, Oomycota, Peronosporomycetes, Peronosporales, Peronosporaceae.
GUGGAUUUUACUACUCACCAAUGGCUCAGAUGCAAACGACAACGCACAAGUGGAUCACUUCUCACUGAUAGCGAAGCUGAUAGUAAGCAAUUACGUUUGGGUAGUUACGAAAUUGUACUAUCCGCAAUGGAAGUGCCUCGUAGCUAUCAGGAGGCAAGGGCCUCGCCAAAAGCGAAAAGCUGGAAGGAAGCUGUUCUCCCGAGAAAUCCGAUCACACGUCCGAUCUACUGAUGCGACCGCGAGAAGCAAAAAAUCUCGGCUGCAAUUAGGUAAAUUUUCUUAAACAUGACAAGAAUGGCAAUGUGAAGCGUUACAAGGCAAGGCUUGUUGCACUUAAAUACCUGCAGUCUCAAGGUGUCGACUACACUCACACAUACUCCCCUGUAACGAGUAUGAACACUAUACGUGUAUGUCAGCGGUGUGCCACCAACGUCAACUUUUAAUUCGCCAAUUUUACAUCAAAUUCGCCUUCAUCAAUGGCGAUCCCGAAUAUGUGUCUGGAACUGCCAGAAAAAGUUUAUGUACCUGCUUGUAUGGUCUGCCAACUCCGACGGAACUUCAAUGGGCUCGAACAAGCUGCAGCAGUAUGGUUUAAAGCCAUUUUUGCUGACUUAACGGAGCUCGGAAUCUCACAGCAUCGAGCAUAUCCGUAUUUAAAUUCAUCCGCCAUGAUCGAAGUUGACGACCACGCAUCUCUGGUAUUUUUAGUUCUCUAUGUGGAUGACUAACUUUCGGUGAAAGACUGAAAUGAAGGUACAAGCAGUGCACAUUGCGCAUGCUCCACAUUCAACGGAGAAAUCGCUUAGAGAUGCUAUCAUUGGUGUGCUGCAAUUAGGGCCCUGCGCUACUUAACAUUGGAAUCCGAGCUCUAGCGAUGAUAAUUGGGGAGGAGAUCAAGCUACGCGUCGUUCAACUUCUGGUGUUCUGGUAUUGAAUGUGAAGCUCCACUUUGUACAAGAGCCAAACUGCAGCGGCGUUUGUGCGACCGGUAUACAAAUACGUUGGGCCUAUGAAAGGUUCUUUUCAACAAGCUUUGUCGCGAUUAUUGCUCAAGAAACAGCUUUCAUGUCAUACGGAUGUUCGUACUAACAGAAUAUAAUAACAAACUAUGUCUAAGCCUAUGACAGGCGAGUAAGAUGUAAAAUUAUUAACC